AUUUUUAAAACAACAACAUCGACACAACACCGAUAGACGCUGAAAUUGACGGACGAGGUUGUGUCGACGUUACAGCUCCAUUUGGUUUUGUAGCUGUGUGUUUUACAUUGCGAUACUUCUUCCCGGGCAGUAGAUGGCAACACCGCAUCCAAUACAACCACUUGAGUUUGGAAAGAGACACUCUCACGCGUAUUUUGUGGGCAUGGACACGGCUCUUCUCGUGUUAAACGUUGUAACUUCAUUUUCACAUUGAACAUUAAGCCGUCUCCACCGCAACAACUCGUCCGUGUGCGUCUCUCGGGGUCAACAGCAACCUUUUUAUGAACCAUGUCGACAGUCUUCUCUUUCCAGACGCAGCUCGUCUCCAUCAUGGACGCGUUAUCCAAAACAGCAGUAAUGGAAAUAAGCAAACUGGUGGAGAUCGAGUCGAAGAUGCUGAAAAUAGAGAUAACUCGAGGGCGGAACGAAAUCGCCUCCCUUACAGAGAAACUGCAGCUGAUGGAGAACUUGCUUUAUAUUGCACAGGGGGGCAGGCAGGACGCAGCAGCCGCAGCAUGCUCAGUGGUGAGGGACGGUUCAGAGGACAGAGAAUUGGACCAUGACAGGACAAGACCUGCCAUAAAAAGUGAGAGCCCAUGGGAAAGCAUAACUUCCUCCACUGAGAGGAGCAGUGUGCCUCAAGGUGGAGAACAUGCCGCAGCUGAACUCCAAAAUCCAUCGAAAGAGCAGCCUGAAUUGAUUGUGGUAAAGGAAGAGCCGACAGAGUUGGACAAUGGAGACACUGAACAAGAUAGGACAAGUGAAAACAGAAGGGAGGCCGUCACGAACACCCAGAAGAGUCCAGAAGUGAUGCAGCAUCCCAAACCCAUCACAGAACAUCAGCCGCCUCUGUUUCCCGACAGCUUUGUGAUCCUGAGCGCCCAGUCGUCUCUCACUGGACCAGUAAGGAGGGAAGCACAGUGGAAUCCACAGCUUGCACCUGCACACACAAACCUAGAGGCUGGGAAAAGUCUGGUUCAAAAUGUUGCCUCCCAAAGCUCUAGCAUGCUCAGGAAUAUGAAGCUUCACAACUUGAGGACCUCGGCCGCAAAGAGGUUCGGCUGCUUGCAGUGCGGCAAGAGCUUUAGAUGCUUUAGCCAGCUUGAAAUACACCAGAGAAGUCACACCGGAGAGAAACCGUUCAGGUGCACACUUUGUGGGAAGAGAUACGCACAAAAAGGGCACCUGUAUACACACCAGCGCACACACACUGGGGAGAAGCCAUACCGCUGUCCUAUUUGUGGAAAGGGUUUUAUUCAGAAAUGCACUCUCGAUAUGCAUCAGCGCACACACACCGGAGAAAAACCUUUUGUUUGUAUCAAAUGUGGCAAAGGUUUUACAAAGAACUGUAAUCUGAAAAAACACCUCGCAGUACAUCUGGAUCCUAGUUUGAACAUGUAUGGUAGUGAAUCUAAUGCUCCGACAUUUAGUGGGACAUUCGUUAAUGGAACCACAAGAAGAAGACGCGAGUUUACCCACAAUCCCGUGCGGCACAGCUAUACUGCAUAUUUGAUUAAAGAGCAACGUCGCUACGCCGGGAAUCUUGCCAAAAAAAUCGCAAUAUUCAGCCUCCCUGUCGAGAUGAUGUGCGACACCACAAACCGAAGUUUUCGGACGCAGUUAGCCGCCAUCCUGGACAAGCUAACGAAGUCGGCGUUGGUGGAAAUCGGCAACCUGGCUGACGAAUGCUCCUCCGUCCUUCACACCGAGAUAUCCCUGCACAAGACGGAGAACGAGGCGCUCAAGAAGAGGUGUUACUCGCUGGAGGUCCAGCUGAGAGCAGCGAGAGAGGCACAGACAUAUCCUACACAUCUCAACAACGUCAACCGCCGACACCCAGCAGAACAGCAGCAGCAGCCUGCUCCGGCCAUCGAUGGAGUUUUUGGAAAGGACUGGUGCAUGGAUCUGUGGAGAGAAGACAAACUCCCACCUCAAAGAAAAGACACAGUGGAGCCUACUGCUAUGACAAGCAUGGGGGCACAGGCAAUCGACUUACUGGAGAGAGAACCUGAUCUCAUCUUUGUCAAGGAGGAGAUAUAUGAUGAUCAUCCCAUUGGUCAACAGAUGAUGCUCACAGAUAACAGAAAAAUUGUUGGAAUUUUUGAGGAGGACAGCAUGCUUCAUAGAUCUGUUGAUGAGCUGCAGCUUCACUCAGGGGAAUUAAACAGCUUCCCCAUGACGGCUGACAGUCAAACACAACUACGCACACAGACAACAAUUAUGGACAAGUUAAUAGAUGAUGCAACAAUGAGCACUCUGGUUGACAACACAAAUCCUCCUUCAGUCACCGCUGAAUACUCUGACUAUACGAACAAUAUCCACAUGAACGCAACCAAAGAACUCCCCAAUCAGCCAAAACCUAUGAAGCCAACAAAACGCUUCGAGUGCUUAUUCUGUGGGAAAAUAUUCAACUAUUUGAGCAGUUUAAAAGUCCACAUCAGGCGACACUCCGGUGAGAAGCCUUUCAGCUGCUCAGUUUGCGGGAAGCGGUUUGCACAGAAAACGUACCUGAAACUGCACCAGCGCGUGCACUCCGGGGAGAAGCCUUACAGCUGUCCAGACUGUGGCAAAAGUUUCUCCCAGAAAAGCUCUCUGAACAUACACCUUCGAACACAUACUGGUGAAAAGCCUUAUAGCUGUGUGGAUUGUGGGAAAUGUUAUGCAUACAAGUAUGGUUUAAAUCACCACCAGUGUUUCAACUGACUGAUCAAACUCUGAACAGCUACUUCUAAAGUGCUCUAUGUAUUACUCAGAGUGGCUCAACAUGUGCCAAAAUGUCUACACAAAACUCAAACGUGGAUGAUAAAUACUCUAGUUAGUUAGUUAGUUCAUAUGGUUAACAGUGCUGCUGUAAGAUCUUAGUUUGUUGGGUGUUUUUAGCUUUAAUGCAGACAGAAAUGCUGCAGCAGCCAGACAAAGGUACAGAGAAUGUGUCCUUUCUAAUGUACCAUUUGAACUGGUGGGAUUUGGUUCAUGUUUUUGGUUUGGGGGGGUUCAUUGGCAAAGGUUUGAUGCCCUCAGCAAGCCUUUAAAGUGAAUUUCCCAUCCUGAUUGAAUGGAAGUGUCAUAAAUUAGAUGACACAUUUCAUUUAAGUCUAUUUAUUGUGAGUUGCUCAUCCUAACUAUGACAGAAUAAUACUUCUACUUCAUUCAUUGCAUGUUGUCAUGGUUGGUGUAACAUGUUAUACAUACCUCAGUAUCAUAUUUCAGACCACAAAAGGCUUGUGUCAAAUAAUGCCAAAAUAAUUACUUUACAUUGUUUGCACACAUGUAGCAUAAACCUUCAAAACUACCUCUUCUCAACAAUGUAGAAGUAAAACAACUCACUCUGUUUGCUUCAUUUCCCAAGUCUCAACGCUGCUCUAUAUUUUCUUUAUGCCAUGCCUCAUUUCUUGGCAUUUAACGUGAAAGAAAGUGAGUGGGCCAAUGUCUUUAAAAACUGUCAAAAAGAGAUGCUGAUGUGUGUGGGUCACAUAAAAGUUAAGAGUGAGAAAUUGUUCAGGUCUAAAUGUUGUUACUGUUCAAAUAUGUAUUUGGUUUUAGAAGACAGAUUGUGUUGUCAGUGUGUAGUCAAGCCAAACUAGUGUUUUUUUUCUUACUAAAUGUUAACCAUUUCUGUUAAAGAAAUCAUAUUUUUAUUCUGUACCUAACUGUCAUCAUGCUUAAACAGAGAGAUCUGUACUAGGCACCUAUUUUGCCUGUAAUAAUGAUCCCCCCCUCAACAGACCACACUGACCCAACUGAGUGCAUUAUCCCUUCCCAAAAAUGAAAUUGUGUGCUGUUGAUCACCCCCCACCCCUUUUCACUCACACCUGCAUGCCCCUUGCCCCUUGCAAAGCCCCAUCAGAUGUGCAUUGUCAACAUUGAAUAUGUAAAGACUCCCCUGAUAAAACUGAUUCUCUAAUUUUCAAGGCAACUUGAGUUUAGAUUAGACAAAGGAAUUAAUUCUUUAAAAGGAGAGUUCUAUCAAAUAAAAUUUUAAUCAACAAGUGAA
Messenger RNA from Dicentrarchus labrax (European seabass), 4033 nucleotides. Its product is annotated as gastrula zinc finger protein xFG20-1. The record is from RefSeq and is a predicted model, not a curated record. Gene Ontology annotation, biological process: regulation of transcription by RNA polymerase II. Gene Ontology annotation, molecular function: RNA polymerase II cis-regulatory region sequence-specific DNA binding; DNA-binding transcription factor activity. Lineage: Eukaryota; Metazoa; Chordata; Actinopteri; Moronidae. Bases 328 to 2742 code for a protein of 804 amino acids. The transcript is spliced from 8 exons.